GUCCAUUGUGUCCGUUCUCAACUAUGACGUGCUGUUCUGGCCUCCAUCAGAGGGAGACUUGUGUGAUGUUUGGGUGUUUAUCCUUACAUCUAUCUACUCGUCCUUAUAUCUCCUGAUAUCUACUGCACCAUGGCAAAUGUGCAUACAUUAAACUAACAACCUAAACAUUCAACAAUCAGCGUUAAUGUUCCCAACCCGAAUCAGAAGUACGAGUCCGUAUUAAUCAAGCUUAAUAUCAAGCCUUCGCAGCUCCCAAUAUCUCCAGCCAUGGCUAUGUCACAAGCAGCCCACGCCGUGGAAAAAGCCACGGGACACCAAGGCGACGCCAUCACAGCGCAAGACGUCGCAAACUACACCAAGACCGGGAAUGCGUCGCAAACCAUGAAGGCCCUCGUCUGGCAGGGCAAGAACACCGUCAAAGUCGUCGACACCCCGCGGCCCAACAUCCUGGAGGACCGCGACGUCAUCCUCCGCGUCACCGGCAGCACAAUCUGCGGCUCCGAUCUGCAUCUAUACCACGGAUCCAUUCUUCAGAUGGCCAAGGGCGAUAUCAUGGGUCAUGAAUUCUGCGGCGUCGUGGACGAGAUCGGGCCCGGGGUGAAGGGAAUCAAGAAGGGCGGCCGCUAUGUCGCCUCGUUCCAGAUUGCUUGUGGAGAUUGUUUCUACUGCCGGCAAAAGCUCUCCUCGCAAUGUGAAAAGACAAACUCCAACACCCAAGCCAAGGCCCUCUACGGGACACAAACAUCCGGCAUGCUGGGCUACAGCCACUUCACCGGCGGCUUCGCCGGCGGCCAGGCCGAGUACGUCCGCGUGCCCCUGGGCGACGUGAACCUCCUCGAGAUCCCGGACAACGUCCCCGACGAGCAGGCCCUGUACCUGUCCGACGUGCUCCCGACCGCCUACAACGCCGUCAAGGACACGGCCGUCUACGAGGGGGAUUCGGUCGCCGUCUUCGGCGCCGGCCCCAUCGGCCAGAUGGCCGGCUACUUCGCCCUGGGCGAGGGCGCCAAGCAGGUCAUCUUCGUCGACACGGAGCCGCGGCUGAGCUUCGUCUCCUCGCGGUGGCCCGCCGCGCACAUGGACAAGCUGGUCCUGGUCGACUACAAGCAGCUCUCCCACGGCCUGACGAACCGCGAGACCGUCGUCUCCCGCCUCAAGCAGCUGACCGAGGGCCGCGGGCCCGACGUCGCCAUCGAGUGCGUGGCCGGCGAGUACGCCAAGGGCUGGCUCCACUGGAUCGAGAUGCAGCUGGGCGCCGAGACCGACACGAGCGAGAUCCUCAACGAGAUGAUCGAGGGCGUGCGCAACUUCGGCCGCUGCGGCGUCACCGGCGCCUAUGUCGGCUAUACCAACCACUUCAACAUCGGCUCCCUCAUGGAGCGCGGCAUCCGCUUGAUCGGCAACGGUCAGGCCCCCGUGCACAAGUACUGGGAGGAGCUGCGGUCCAGGCUUGAAAAGGGCGAGCUGGACGUCUACCAAAUGCUCUCGCACCGCGUGCGACUCGAAGACAUGGACAAGGUGUAUACCAAGUACGAUCAGCGGGAGGACGCCAUGCAAAAGAUCUUCGUUGAGACAAAGUGGUCGUUCCCGAGGGCGGAGGGUACUCCUGUCUUGACGGAAUACUGAGUCGUGCCUGUGUUAUUAGGGG
Messenger RNA from Sodiomyces alkalinus F11, 1648 nucleotides. RefSeq names its product S-glutathione dehydrogenase. The transcript is spliced from 2 exons. The record is from RefSeq and is a predicted model, not a curated record. Lineage: Eukaryota; Fungi; Ascomycota; Sordariomycetes; Glomerellales; Plectosphaerellaceae. Gene Ontology annotation, molecular function: zinc ion binding; oxidoreductase activity. The coding region runs from base 268 to 1626 and encodes 452 amino acids.